AUGUUGGUUCCUUUCAUUGGGGUUUUUACUUUAUUAGUAUCUUUGACUAUGGCUCGUACUUUUACACCUGAAGAUCUAGUUUCACUUGCGCGUCCUGGUGGUGUUUCUCCUGAUCCUACUGGACACUAUGCAGUUUAUGCUGAAUCAAACUACAUUAUUGAUCAAGACAAGACUCAAAAAAAUAUCUAUCUUCUCGACUUGGAAAGUUCAACAGUAACUCCAUUAACUCAACCUCCUUUGGGUGAUACUCAAUCGGAACCUCUUUUUUUGGAUGCUGACCAUGUUGCGUAUCUUUGGAAAACUAAUAAUUCUUUACCUCAAUUGUAUGUGGUCAAUAUUCAACAACAACAACCCUAUGUCAUUAGUGAUUUCCCAGUGCCUAUUGAAAAUAUCAAAUUCAAUCGUCACCGUCAACUAUUGACUUUCUCGGCUUUGGUUUACAAUGAUAAGGAUACUUUACAACAAACCAAAGAAAAGGAUGAUCAAAUCAAGGAUACAAAACAAGAUACUGCUUUAGUCUAUGAUGAAUUAAUGGUUAGACAUUGGGAUACAUUCCUUUCUGAAAAGCAAAACAAUAUCUUUGCCGUGUCUUUGGAAUUUGUCAAUGGUCAAUAUCAAUUGAAAGGUGAACCUCGUAAUUUAUUGAAAAACUCUGGCUUGCAAUCUCCACUUUUUCCCUUGGGUGGUGCCUCAGAUUAUGUAGUUUCUGAUGAUGGUACUGAACUUGCAUUUGUUUCCAAGAUUACCUCUCGCGACAAUGCUUGGCAAACAUCUCAACAUAUUUAUACAUUAUCUCUGGUGGAUUCAAAUGAAAGUACUCCUGUGGCUCUGAAUGAUGAUAUUCCUGCUGCUAGCUCUACUCCAACUUAUGCUCCGAAAUCUGGUCGUCUUGCGUAUCUCCAAAUGAAGACACCUCAAUAUGAAGCUGAUCGUAAUCAAAUCACGAUCUAUGAUCGACAAACCAAAACUCGAGUAGAAAUUGCCAAGGAUUGGGAUCGUAGUCCAUCUGAACUGAUCUUUUCACCUGACGAAUCAACACUCUAUGUUGUGGCAGAAGAAUAUGGACGGGUCAAAUUGUUUGCUAUUGACCUUGCAACAGAAAAAGUCACUACUCUGACAAAUGAUCAUGCUGUAUCAGGUGUGUCACUUUUGGAAAACUCAAAUUCGUUGUUGUUCAGUGUCAGUUCCAUGAAUCAUCCUGCUAUUGCUCAUACUCUAGAUUUGGCCAAUGGUGAUCUCCGUCGUCUGGCUACUUCUGACAAGUUGAAGACUGCAUUGGAACAAUUCUCGCUGGUAGAACCUGAAGAAUUCAAUUUUAUAGGAGCACUUGGUGAUUCAGUGCAUGGAUGGUUGAUCAAACCUAAUGGUCUGGAUCCCAACAAGAAAUACCCUGUGGCUCUCGAAAUCCACGGGGGGCCCCAGAGCUUAUGGGCUGACAGUUGGUCAACAAGAUGGAAUUAUCAAGUAAUUGCUUCUGCUGGUUACGUUGUAGUAGCUAUUAACCCUCAUGGCUCAACUGGAUAUGGACAAGACUUUUGCGAUGCCAUUCAGAAGAACUGGUUUACUUAUCCUUAUGAAGAUAUCAUGACUGGUUUGGAUUAUGUUUUGGAAAAUUACUCUUAUUUGGAUGCCGAUCGUCUCAUCGGUAUGGGCGCUAGUUAUGGUGCAACUAUGGUCAAUUAUAUCAAUGGGCAUACUGAUCGUUUCAAGGCAUUGAUCAGUCAUGAUGGUAUCUUCAGUGCGGUUAAUGCUUACUAUACUACAGAUGAACUUUAUUUCCCUGAAAGAGAAUUUGGUGGUCCUGCUUAUGAUCCUGUUGCACGAGUGACUUACGAAAGAUUCUCACCUUCCAACUUUGUACAUCGAUGGAAAACGCCUACUCUUGUCAUUCAUGGUAAAGAAAAAGACUAA
Molecule: messenger RNA, 1911 nt
Organism: Halteromyces radiatus
Lineage: Eukaryota; Fungi; Mucoromycota; Mucoromycetes; Mucorales; Cunninghamellaceae
Product: Alpha/Beta hydrolase protein
Exons: 7
Coding region: 1-1911 (636 amino acids)
Biological process (GO): proteolysis
Molecular function (GO): serine-type endopeptidase activity
Source: RefSeq, a predicted model, not a curated record